AUGAGAAUCAAAUCAUAACCUUAAAAACAUUAGGAAGACUUCUUAGAAACUAUUGACAUUUUAAGCAUUGAUCAAUCUUCAAAUCCAGAAUCUAAUAAUCAAAAUUAAAAUUGUUAACAAGAACCCUUAUAUGAAGUUGAAUCCAUAAUAAUGAAAAAAAUUAAUAAAGAAGAAUCAUAAUAUUUAGUCAAAUGGAAAGGAUAUUCAGAAUUGACUUGGGAACCUCUUUCUAAUCUAUAAGAUUGUUAAUUACUUCUUGAUGAAUUUGAUCAAUAAUAAACAUCUAAUAAUGUUAUUAUAACUACAAAAUGUGUAUCUAAGAAAGCCAUUACUAAAUCAAAGAAAAAAUCAAAGAAAUCUAAAAAGACUAGAACCUUUGAAAAUCAAGAUUAAAUAUAAUCAUUCGAAAAUUUAGGCAGAACUAUUAAAAUUAAUGGAAUUACAAACUAAUAAUUGAAAGUACAAUCUUAUUUUUAUAUAUAUUUAGGUUAAUUUCAAAAAAUCAAAAAAUGAUUAACCUAAAUCAUCCUGGAUUAAUAUUAAUGAAUUACAUCAAAUUGCUCCUUAAAAGCUUAUUUAAUUCUAUGAAUCACUGCCUGCUAUUUAAGCAUUAUUUAAAUCAAAAAUUACAGCAUCCAAUUUAAGUACACAAUAAUAAUGA
Molecule: messenger RNA, 661 nt
Organism: Paramecium pentaurelia
Lineage: Eukaryota; Ciliophora; Oligohymenophorea; Peniculida; Parameciidae
Source: the annotation of a GenBank genome assembly